GAGGGGCUCCGGUGCUGCGGAGGGGGGAGGAGAGGGAGAAAGCGAAAGAGCAAGGGAGAAGAGGAGAGAUGGCUGCGGGAGAAAUCACUACUCUCCCGGCCUCUCCCGACGACGGGGCCAGCGGAGGAUUUCCCACGGCCAACUUCAAGGAACCCAAACGAUUGUACUGCAAAAACGGAGGAUACUUUCUGCGCAUAAACUCGGACGGCAGGGUGGACGGCAUCCGGGAGAAAAGGGACCCACACAUUCGUCUGCAGCUUCAGGCGACGGCUGUUGGUGAAGUGUUGAUCAAGGGAACCUGUGCCAACCGUUAUCUGGCCAUGAGCGCUGAUGGACGACUGUUUGGGACGAGAAGAGUCACGGAUGAAUGUUAUUUCUUUGAACGUCUGGAGUCCAAUAACUACAACACCUACAGAUCCCGGAAAUACCCCGACUGGUACGUGGCUCUGAAGAGAACAGGCCAGUAUAAAUCAGGUUCUAAGACCAGUCUGGGCCAGAAGGCUGUUCUGUUCCUCCCUAUGUCUGCCAAAUGUUGAUCAAGAGAUGCUCGGCUGACCCUCCCUCCCAACCACAGAUCCACUGACGCACACACAAACGCACCAGAAACUCAAUGAGCUCUUUGGAAACCCAACAGAAGAGGUUAAAGGUCAUGGCUGCACAACUUCAUUCGGAGGUUUAUUUGAGAUCUCGACACAAAAUGAGUCAACAGAAC
Triplophysa dalaica is the source of this 712-nucleotide messenger RNA. RefSeq names its product fibroblast growth factor 2 (gene fgf2). Bases 69 to 536 code for a protein of 155 amino acids. The record is from RefSeq and is a predicted model, not a curated record. Gene Ontology annotation, cellular component: cytoplasm. Lineage: Eukaryota; Metazoa; Chordata; Actinopteri; Cypriniformes; Nemacheilidae. The transcript has 3 exons. Gene Ontology annotation, molecular function: fibroblast growth factor receptor binding; growth factor activity. Gene Ontology annotation, biological process: positive regulation of cell population proliferation; animal organ morphogenesis; fibroblast growth factor receptor signaling pathway.